ACCAUGUGUUUUCCCUGUUCAAAUUUUCCUCAAAAACAAAUCCAAAGUGACCAGUGAUUGCUGCGUUUUCAAAUUCCUCUAGCGUAUUGUGAACGGGGCCUUAACGUCAACAUUUGAUUGGUAAGUUAGAAUUACUUCACGCAUUGUUAUAGUUGGCAGGUGUUUUGAUUUUCUCGUACAUCACAACACAUUCAAAAGGAAAAGAAAACGCAGUGAGCAAUACGAACAUCACUGCUAACAAAUCAAAUUUUUUUGACACAAAAAAAUCAUGCAAAAGUCGUGGUCAGAGGGGAUACCGUGCGGUCAUGGGAACGGAGCACCGAUCCCCUCUCUCCUUCAUUUUGUGUUGUUUUUAUCUAGUCUAGAGGCUAGUUGUUUUGACCUAGGAUGUUUUGAAUCAGUUAUAAAUAUCGGAUUUUAUUUUCAGAAGAGUAACGAAGAAAGAAGCGGUGUUCGGGAAAGCUGGCGAGUCUUCUGGGAUCGGAUCAGGCUUUGGAGAAAUGAAAGGAGGAGGUAUAAAAAUUGUACCAUGCGAAGGCCCUUUGGAGGGCGGAACACCAUUUCUCCUUGAGUUUGAAACAUUGCCCCCGAGAGCAGUGACAUCAGUUUUUGCCACAUUUGCUGUCAGGUGUCAGCUGAAUAGACGUGAGCCAACUUUCUUUGCAGGGGAAAGUAUUCCGGGUGCAGCAACACCGGGAACUGUUCCAGUGGUGGUCACGACGCAGGAAGGAAAUCUCCUUGGUGAAACAACAUUUCGUUAUAUUGAUAGCAAUGAGGAAGGGUUGGCCGAGAGCAUAGCCGUCAAAUAAGAGUUGCAAAGAAUGUUUGACUAUUGGCGUAAAAUGCACGAAAAGCAGGAAGAAAAAUAAUGCAUCAGUCAAUUCCAGCGGUGCCCUCCUACCCCCGGUUCAAUAAGCGAUUUUUCAAUACGCGAUUUUUUUUUAAAAAAAGGCAAAUUUGUCGUGUGGGAUCAAAUAAGGGAAAAGUAAAAGGAGGGCAAAUGCCCCGUCCCCGGGCUCAUCCAGAAAAUCACACUGCACAAAAUUUUUAAAAUCAUAAUGAAAACGUGUACCAACAUUAGUUUGUAUGUUGUUUUGUUUGCAUGUGUUUUUAUCCUUGGUCUCAACAUUGUGUAAAAAUUUCCCUGACCCCUGUUAAGCUAUCAGGUAUUAAGGUUGGGAAGUUUUGAUCAGUAAAAUACUGUAAAUAAAACGCCAAUUCAGACUCCAAUUCAGCCACCGGCUUUAGGUCGUCCUGAUGAGGGUUUUGUAUUGUCGUUAGUUCUAUGUGGCGAAACAAAAAUUUAAUAGACUUAAGGUAGAUUUCCAUUGUCGCGUUAUUUUACCUCCGUCAACGGGGGUGAAUUUUUCGUCCGUAAAAUAAAAUAGAGCAGAUGUAUGGCCGGCUUGAACAGUGAGUGUUGAGAGCCGGGAAACAAAACCCCCUGUUUCCCGUGGGGCCAGUCAUUUAGAACAAACCGCAAAAAAAAUAAACAAACUGCGAAAAAUGUUUGCUUGACAACAAAUUUGCCGCGGUUUCAAGGUGCGAGACCUCAUCACGCGCGAGUCGAACGUUCAAGUUGUUUCGAAAGGGAGUUAGUGAGUUUAGUUCGCCUUAGGGAGUAAGUGAGUUUCGACCCAUGACACCUCGUUCUAAUUCCUGACGAAUUCCUAUAGACCUUUCCCACAUUCCAACAAACAAUGGCACCGAGUCAAGGUCAGGGUGGACAAAAAUACAGCAAAUGUAUGAAAUGUCCACCCCAACCUCGCUCUGGAGCUAUUGUUCGAACACACUUAAGUGGAAUGCGGGAAAGGUCUAUUAAACGGCCAUCUCCCAUUCCUCCGAGGGUGGCCGCUUAAUAGAGGAUCGACUGUAUUACAGUCAUAUCCUAUUUCAACAUUUACAGUUCUUAAGUGCACAAUGCUAAAAUACAAUGUACUUGUCAUUGAAGAAUUAAAAACUUACGAGUCUUAAAUUUAAUAACAAACAACAAAUGAAAACUAUUCGUAGACAGAUAGUAUUAGAAUCCAUAUACUAUAUGGAUUUAUUCAUUGGAUCCAUAAGCGAUCACCAGGAGGUGAAAUAACUACGAGAACAAAAUAAUGUUUGGAUACUCUGCCACUUGCAACACCCGGAAAUAGGGAAAUGUCCCAGGUAAUAAUCA
Orbicella faveolata is the source of this 2164-nucleotide messenger RNA. RefSeq lists its product as uncharacterized. Lineage: Eukaryota; Metazoa; Cnidaria; Anthozoa; Scleractinia; Merulinidae. The record is from RefSeq and is a predicted model, not a curated record.